Messenger RNA from Sorghum bicolor (sorghum), 2085 nucleotides. RefSeq names its product probable L-gulonolactone oxidase 4. The record is from RefSeq and is a predicted model, not a curated record. Gene Ontology annotation, cellular component: membrane. The coding region runs from base 11 to 1825 and encodes 604 amino acids. The transcript has 3 exons. Gene Ontology annotation, molecular function: FAD binding; D-arabinono-1,4-lactone oxidase activity. Lineage: Eukaryota; Viridiplantae; Streptophyta; Magnoliopsida; Poales; Poaceae.
AGGAAUCACAAUGGGCGUCUUCCUCCUCCUCCUCCUCGCUUGCCUUCUCAUUCCAGCCACCACCAUCUACCUCCUCCCAGCCAACACCACACCGCCAUGGGAGCCGAUCACCUGCACGGGCGGCAACGGCACAUCGAGCUGCACGGUCACCAACUCAAUCGGCUCCUUCCCGGACCGCACCAUCUGCCGCGCGGCGACCGCCGUCUACCCGCGCACGGAGGCGGAGCUCGUCGCGGCCGUGGCGGCGGCCGCCGCGGCCAAGCGGAAGGUGAAGGUGGCCACGACGCACUCCCACAGCUUCACGAAGCUCGCGUGCCCCGGCGACGGCGGCGGCGACGGCACCGUCAUCAGCACGCGGUGGCUCAACCGGACGGUGCGUAUUGACGUCGGCCGGCGGCUCCUGACGGUGGAGAGCGGCAUGCUGCUCAGGGACCUCGUCGAGGUCGCCGCCGAGGCCGGGCUCGCGCUGCCGCACUCCCCGUACUGGAGCGGGCUCACCGUCGGCGGCCUCCUCGCCACCGGCGCCCACGGGAGCUCGCUGUGGGGCAAAGGGAGCGCCGUGCAUGAGUACGUCGUCGGGAUGAGGAUCGUGACGCCCGCGCCGGCGAGCCAGGGGUUCGCCGUCGUCAGGGAGCUCGGCGCCGACCACCCUGACCUGGAUGCGGCUAAGGUCUCCCUCGGCGUUCUGGGUGUUAUUUCUCAGGUCACCCUUGCGUUACAGCCAAUGUUCAAGCGAUCGGUGACGUUCCUGACGCGCGACGACUCCGACAUGACGGAGAAGGUGUCCAUUUGGGGACGCCUCCACGAGUUCGGCGACGUGACAUGGCUACCAUACCAGCGCAAGGUCGUGUACCGCCAGGAUGACCGCGUCGACGUCGCCACUCCGGGAGACGCCAUCAACGACUUCCUCGGCUUCCGCUCCCAAGCUAAGCUUAGCCAAGUCACCGCCAGGCUCCUAGACGAGUGGUUUGAAGAGAUGGAUGCUGACACUGCCAGGUGCCAGAUGGCACGACUGACGAUGUGGAAAGUGCAGCGGGAGGCCUACGGCUUCACCAACGACGGUGUGUCCUUCACGGGGUACCCAAUGGUGGGGUUCCAGCACCGCAUCCAGGCCUCCAGCUCAUGUCUGGACACGGCCUCCAAGCACGCCGGCGGCCUGCUGCAGCCGACCUGCAUGUGGGACGCGCGGGUGCGCGGCGCGCUGUUCUACAGCUCCGGCUUCAGCGUGGCGCUGUCCAGGGCGCCGGCGUUCGUCGCCGACAUGCAGAGGCUCCGCGACCUCAACCCGCCGGCGUUCUGCGGGCUCGAGGGCAAGCUGGGCGUGUUCAUGCGCUACGUCAAGGCCUCCUCGGCGUUCCUCGGCAAGGCCGAGGACUCGCUGGACUUCGACGUCGUCUACUACCGGAGCUCCACCGGCGGCGCGCUGCGCAGGCACGCCGACGUGGUCGACGAGCUGGAGCAGAUGGCGCUGCGCAAGUACGGCGCCGUCCCGCACUGGGGCAAGAACAGGAACUUCGCCUUCGAUGGCGCCAUCGCCAAGUACCCGAGGGCCGGCGAGUUCUUGAGGGUGAAGGAGAGGUUUGAUCCGGAGGGGAUCUUCUCCAGCGAGUGGAGUGACCAGGUGCUUGGCGUCGAGGGCAGCCCCAGCAUCGUCAGGAAGGGCUGCGCCAUUGAAGGUCUCUGUGUUUGCUCCGACGACUCGCACUGCGCGCCGGAGAAGGGAUACUUCUGCCGGCCUGGGAAGGUUUACAUGGAGGCCAGGGUCUGCGUGUUCGACGGGGACGAGCUCAAGCGCAGACGCAGUGGCAUCGUUGAUGAACUCUGAAUAUAUAUUGAAGGUGUUGCUGGGUUGCACUUGCACUAUAGAAUCAUGGAUCAAUCAACAGCAUUGUCUCCUGGUAUCGAUAUAUGUGAUAUCUUACAUACUGCGCCGUGAUUGUUUAGUGCUUCCUCCAUUGUAAAUUAGAUAAGAUAUUUUGGCUUUUAUUAUGUAGCUAGACAUAGUGUGUAUAAUAAUUAACAAAAGCUACAUAUCUAGAAAAGAGAAAACAUCUUGUAAUUUGGAACGGAUAUGUUAUCUGGAUU